Puntigrus tetrazona (Sumatra barb) is the source of this 15643-nucleotide messenger RNA. RefSeq names its product baculoviral IAP repeat containing 6 (gene birc6). Lineage: Eukaryota; Metazoa; Chordata; Actinopteri; Cypriniformes; Cyprinidae. Gene Ontology annotation, cellular component: nucleus. The record is from RefSeq and is a predicted model, not a curated record. Gene Ontology annotation, molecular function: cysteine-type endopeptidase inhibitor activity; ubiquitin conjugating enzyme activity. Gene Ontology annotation, biological process: negative regulation of apoptotic process; regulation of cytokinesis; apoptotic process.
UUCCGUUUCCACGCUGAGUUGUGUGAGCAGAAGGAGCCGCUGGUUUCCGCUCCGCUGAUGGUGAAUCGCUGCUCCUGCGGUAUCGGGAGGAGGUUUAGAGCCCGCAGUGGAAGCGCAGCGGUACUUCGGGAUUCAGCUUUAACGUUUUCUCGUCGAGUCGCGUCCACGGAGGAGCCACUGAAGGAGGAGGGAAGGCAGGAAGGGAAGAUAGCAGGAAGAUGGCGGCGGCGGCGGCGGCCUCGCCAGGCUCGCCGGACUGGGUCGUGCUGAGGGACGGCUGCCUGCGCUGCGAUGAGGAGGGCCUACGGAGUCUAUCCUACCACCCGGCCCUCAACGCCAUCCUGGCCGUCACCAGCCGGGGCAGCAUCAAAGUCAUCGACGGCACCUCCGGGGCUAUUUUACAGGCCUCGGCUCUGCACGCUAAACCUGGGUGCCGGGUGAGGUGUCAGUACUUCCCAGCCGUGGAUAAGGUGCUGUUUGUAGACGAUUACGCCGUCGGCUGCAGGAAGGACUUGAAUGGGAUCCUUCUUUUGGACACAGCUCUCCAGGCCCCUGUGUCCAAGCCAGAAGACAUGGUGCAGCUGGAGCUGCCCGUUACCGAGGCCCAGCAGAUGUUGUAUGCGUGUAUGGAGAAGGUGGAUGUUUCCAACACGGAGGGUUACGAUCUCUUUCUCACCCAGCUCAAAGAAGGCCUGGAGAAUACCUCACAUGAGACAGCAGCCAAUCACAAAGUGGCAAAGUGGGCGACCGUGACCUUCCAUCUCCCUCAUCACGUGCUGAAGGUGGUAACGAGUGCCAUCGUGAACGAGUUGAAGAAGUUGAAUCAGAAUGUCGCAGCCCUUUCGGUCGCUUCUUCGGUCAUGGACAGACUCUCCUACCUCUUACCGAGCGGCAGGCCAGAGUUGGGUGUCGGACCCGGGCGCUCCGUAGACAGGUCUUUGAUGUACAGUGAAGCUAACAGGAGAGAAACGUUCACAUCCUGGCCUCAUACUGGCUACAGGUGGGCUCAGCCUGAUCCCAUGGCCCAGGCAGGCUUUUAUCACCAGCCUGCAUCCACAGGUGAUGACCGGGCCAUGUGCUUCACCUGCAGCGUAUGUUUAGUGUGCUGGGAGCCUACAGAUGAGCCCUGGUCAGAGCAUGAGCGUCAUUCACCCAACUGCCCAUUUGUGAAAGGAGAGCACACCCAAAACGUUCCGCUAUCUGUCACUUUGGCCACCAGCCCAGCUCAGUUUCCUAGUGCAGAUGGUUCGGAUAAAAUCGUGUGCUAUGGGUUUGGAAGCUGUCCUCAUUUCCUUGCUACGGCAACCAAAAGGGGAAAGAUUUGCAUCUGGGAUGUUUCAAAGCUUAUGAAGGUGCAUUUAAAGUUUGAGGUGAACCCAUAUGACCCAGCCAUCCUGAGGCAGCUGAUUCUGUCCGGCAGUGAGCAGCAGAAUUUAACGGGUACAGAAUCACGAAGACCCACGCUCUCCUGGCUAGAAGAGGCCACCUGCUGCUCUGACUUACCCAAACUAGAGGGAGACAGUGAUGACCAGAUAGAGGACUCAGACAGUGAAGAGCAUUCCAGAUCAGAGUCGGUCACAGGCCCACUGGGUCAGAAAGAGACAAUGGAGGUGAGUUUGGGAGUCACAGCUCUCAGUGUCCUACAGCAGCCUGAGAAGUUGCAGUGGGAGGUGGUGGCCAGUGUGCUAGAGGACACAGUUAAAGACCUGGAAGAGCUGGGGGCCAAUCCUCCCCACUCACUGGGCCCCCCAAAAGCCGACAAGGCUAAGGAGAGGCCGGCGGAGCACCACAACAUUCCCUUCCCCUGCCUGCUGGCCGGAGGACUGCUAAGCUACCGGUCUGCAGCUAGUUCUCCACUAGGUCCCCCUCCGUCUCGGCGCUCCAUGGAUAGCCCAGUAAGGACUGCUGCACCUGAGGGGCUUGCACCAGACCAGGGUCCCAUGGAAAUCGAGUCCUGUAAUCCUCCUACAGACCUGGGCUCCCCAAACCUACCACCAGCCGCCCCUGUGCAUAGGACUAUGCCUGUACUACUCCUGUACAGCAUCAAGGAAGCAGAUGAGAAGUCUUCAGGGAAAGUGUUCACCCAGAUGAACAACCUGAUGAGCAAAGGGCUUCAUGAGGAGGGUUUCACUGUCCCGCAGAUUAUUGAGAUGGAGUUUGACUCUCACGAGCAGCUGCUGCUACAGGACCCUCCCAUCACGUACAUCCAGCAGUUUGCGGAUGCAGCGGCUGGGCUCGGACCUUUGGAUGGGGAAAAGUGGAGCUCUCUGGCUCCGCGGCCGGGUUCGUUGGUGCAGUGCUUGCGGUUGCCGAAAGCAUUGGAGGAAGAGAACCUGUACGUUGAUUCUAUCACGCCCUGCAGUGAUGGUUUACACUUGUUAGUUGGUCUUCAGCCAUGCUCCGUAGAGUCCCUUAGCGCUAUCAAUCAGGUGGAGGUGUUAAACACCCUCAACCGUCUGCACUCUGCUCUCUGUGGCCAUCGCAAAGGACAGACACUGGCCAAUGGCCAUGACGCCCACUCUGGCACCUCUCCUCCACAGACCCCUCUUAUCCUGCCCCCUCAUGACCAGCAACAGCCCCAUACUUCCAGACCUCUAGGUGGCAGUGGUGGUGGUGGAUACCUUGCGCUCUACAAAUUGAAUUAUUCCACCCGUAUUGUGACCCUGGAGGAGGAACCAGUGAAGGUCCAGCAGAUUCGUGACUCACGAGAUGCCGUCACGUCUUUACUACUCCUGCCGCCAGAUGUGCUGGAUGGCAGAGAAGAUGACGGAGAGGAAACUUCAGAGGAGUCUACACCAUCAGGGCUCAAAAAUGGCACAGGGACGGUUGCAUCCGCAGUGACAGCGGGCCCAAGCAUGGGGACCGCCAUUGGGAAGGAAAAGAGAGGAGAGGUGGCUGGACUUGGACACCUGGUGGUGACUACACAGGCAGGUUACAUCAUGAUUCUAGACUUGUCCACCCUUGAGGUGAUGGCCAAGGUGGAGCCACCAAAGAAAGAGGGAACAGAAGAGGUGGACCCCUUCGUCUCUGUUACCUACUGUUCAGGCACUGACCGGCUGUGUGCCUGCACAAAAGGUGGAGAGCUUCAUUUCCUUCAAAUUGGAGGUGUGUGUGAUGAUAUCGAUGAUGCCGACAUUUUUGUCGACGGCCCCCUGUCUAAUAGAGCAGAGCAACUACUGGAUGGAGCAAAACCCACAUCAAAUCCUUCAAGCCCAGGUAUCACAGGAGUUGACCUCCUAGUGGACCAGCCAUUGACCGUAGAGACACUUUCAUCUCUGGUGGAACUCACACGUUUUGAAACGCUGACGCCACGCUUCUCCGCAACAGUGCCCCCUUGCUGGGUGGAGGUACAGCAGGAACAGCAACAAAGGCGGCAUCCGCAACACCUUCACCAGCAGCACCAUGGCGAUGCCGCACAACACACACGCACUUGGAAGCUACAGAGCGACAGCUCCAGCUGGGACGAGCACGUGUUCGAGCUGGUCUUACCCAAAGCCUGCAUGGUUGGACAUGUGGACUUCAAGUUUGUGCUAAACAGCAGUAUUACCAACAUCCCACAAAUCCAGGUCACACUGCUGAAGAACAAAGCACCAGGCCUGGGCAAAGUGAAUGAGACAGCAGUGGACAGGCAGAUUGUUUUCCCAUUGUCUCAUGUAUUGCACUCAAAUGGAGAGAAAAACGGACAACCGCAUUUGCAUGAUUUCUCAGAGGACAUCCAGUUCAUGGACAUCGAGGAGUCGCCAGGCUCCAGGCUGUGUCCGUUCCUGCAGGAGCACAAAGAUGAUAUCUUGUGCGGGCCGGUGUGGUUGUCCAGCGGACUGGAUCUGUCUGGACACGCAGGGAUGCUGAGCCUUACAAGUCCCAAACUCCUUAAAGGCAUGGCAGGGGGAAAGUACCGUUCAUUCUUGGUGCACAUUAAGGCAGUGAAUGAUAAGGGUCUGGAUGAGAACUUGAGGCCAGUGGUGCGGAUGCCCUCAGCCAAACCUCAAAGUAGUAAAGCUCACUCGCUUUCAUCUCUGCUGCAGAGGGCUCAGGCCACCAAGGAAAAGGCUUCAACGUCUAAAGCAGAUCCUCAGUCUACCCCUAAAAAGCCUGAUAACCUGAGGGGAUGUGACUUGCUUCAGGAAGUGUCUGUCACAAUUAGGAGAUUUAAGAAAACAUCUGUACCCAAAGAACGAGUGCAACGCUGUGCAAUGCUUCAGUUUCCUGAGCUCCAUGAAAAGCUGCUAAGAGGUUUGUGUAAGCGUGGAGAAGACGGGCAGAGCUCAGAGCACUGUCAGAGUCUCACUUUGGACAUCCUCUGCUGGUUGGCAGGGGUUUACUCCAACGGACCCUGCAGUUUGAGAGAGGGGAAGGAGGGGCUUUUGACUAAAACUAGGAGACGGCUGACAGAAAUCAUCAGGGCAUGUUUCUUUGAGGCUGGACGCAGUAUAGCUCAUAAAUGCUCUCGCUUUCUUGCACUUUGUAUUAGUACCGGUAAAGGAGACCCUGGUCAGCAGGGUUUUGGCCAGGCUCUGUUUAAAGCUCUUUUGGAUAAUAUGCCUUAUUUGCCUGCUGCUGCCACAGGAGGAUCUGUCUUCUGGUACUUUGUCCUGUUAAAUUAUGUGAAAGAUGAGGACCUUGCCGGCUGCAGUACUGCUUGCGCUUCUCUGCUCACUGCUGUCUCUCGGCAGCUGCAGGACCGCUUGACUCCACUUGAGGCGCUGUUGCAGACCAGAUAUGGUCUGUAUGGGUCUCCAUUUGACCCAGUACUGUUUGACCUGGAGGUGAGCGGGUCUUCCUGUAAGAAUGCCUUCAGCAGCAGCAUUGGGGUCCAGUCGGAUGAGAUCGACUUGUCCGAUAUUCUCUCAGGUAAUGGAAAGGUGAACAGCAGUGGGGCGGCAGAGGGCAGUUUUACUGCUCUGACCGGCCUGCUGGAGGUCGAACCUCUGCACUUUACUUGCGUCUCCACCAGCGAUGGCACCAGGGUGGAGAGGGAUGAUGCAAGUAUGUUCACCGUGAGCACCUUUGGCGUGACGCCCACAGUGACAGGGCUGUCUGCUGGGACCGUCGGCGAGGCGUCCACGGCCCUUAGCUCAGCUGCACAGGUGGCACUUCAGUCCCUGUCUCAUGCAAUGGUGUCUGCCGAACAGCAGCUCCAAGUUCUUCAAGAGAAGCAGCAACAGCUUUUAAAACUCCAGCAGCAGAAGGCGAAGCUGGAGGCCAAACUUCACCAGACCACCUCAGCAGCCACUGCAGCAUCAGGCGUUGUCAACUCAGUGCCAUCCAACCCGUCCUCUGCCCCAGGCUUCUUCAUCCAUCCCUCUGAUGUCAUCCCACCCACUCCGAAAACUACACCACUGUUCAUGACGCCUCCUCUCACUCCACCGAAUGAGGCAGUGUCUGCGGCUAUUAGUGUUGAACUGGCUCAGCUCUUCCCGGGAUCCGUCAUUGAUCCUCCACCUGUGAACCUUUCAGCACAGAAUAAAAACACACAGAAAGCCAAACCAAACCCCAUAGGAAGUGGCCUGGCAUUGGCAAUCUCACAAGCCUCUCACUUUCUACAGCCUCCACCACAUCAGUCCAUAAUAAUUGAACGAAUGCAUUCAGGUGCAAGGCGGUUUGUGACUCUAGAUUUCGGCCGGCCGGUGUUGCUGACGGAUGCACUGAUCCCUACGUGUGCUGACUUGGCCUCCCUUUCCAUUGACAUUUGGACUCUUGGGGAGGAGGUGGAUGGAAGGCGACUCGUGGUCGCCACAGAUAUCAGCACACACUCGCUGAUUCUACACGACUUGCUGCCUCCUCCCGUCUGCAGAUUCAUGAAGAUCACUGUGAUUGGUCGAUACGGCAGUACUAAUGCCCGGGCUAAAAUUCCAUUGGGUUUCUAUUAUGGUCACACCUAUAUCCUACCAUGGGAAAGUGAACUGAAGCUGAUGCAUGACCCUCUGAGGGGAGAGAGUGAAGCUGCCAGUCAGCCAGAUCUGGAUCAGCAUUUGUCAAUGAUGGUGGCCCUGCAGGAAGACAUUCAGUGCAGGUAUAAUCUGGCCUGUCACCGACUUGAGACGUUACUUCAAAACAUCGACCUGCCACCUCUUAACAGCGCUAAUAACGCACAGUACUUCCUGCGCAAACCUGAUAAAGCGGUUGAAGAGGAUUCCCGUGUUUUCUCUGCCUACCAAGACUGCAUUCAGCUCCAGCUUCAGCUCAACCUUGCACACCACGCUGUCCAGAGGUUGCGUGUGUCACUAGGAGCCACCCGGAAACACCUACCUGAAAACUACGACACCAGAGAGCUGGUCCAGAACUCUUCUACAGAGCAGCUCCGCACUAUUAUCCGUUACCUACUGGACACACUGCUCAGCCUGCUGCACUGCUGUAAUGGUCACUCUGUGCCCUCAGUGUUGCAGAACACGUUUCACGCCCAGGCGUGUGAGGAGCUCUUCAAGCAACUAUGCAUCAGCGGGACUCCUAAGAUCCGUCUGCAUGCUGGUCUGCUGUUGGUGCAGCUGUGUGGAGGCGAGAGGUGGUGGGGCCAGUUCCUGUCCAACGUCCUGCAGGAGCUUUACAAUUCUGAGCAGCUUCUCAUCUUCCCUCAGGACAGGGUGUUUAUGUUGCUGUCCUGCAUUGGCCAAAGAUCUUUGAGUAACAGUGGGGUUCUGGAGGGUUUGUUGAACCUUCUGGACACACUGUUAUCUCCUCUGCAACAGACUAGUGCAGCACAGCCACGCAGGACAGAAGGUGUGUUGGAUAUCCCCAUGAUCAGCUGGGUGGUCAUGCUCGUCUCUAGGCUACUUGACUAUGUGGCCAGUGUGGAAGAUGAAGCCACUGCAGCUAAGAAACCUCUAGGGUCUAAAGAUAGAGAAAGAUCCUUUACAGGGAACCAGUGGAGUUUCAUAAACAACAGUCUGCAGUCUCAGAACACAAGCAGAUCCGCCAAAGGCAACAACAGCAGUUUAGAUCGUCUAUAUUCACGCAAGAUUCGCAAACAGCUAGUCCACCAUAAACAGCAGUUGAAUUUAUUGAAAGCCAAACAGAAGGCUUUAGUAGAACAAAUCGAGAAAGAGAAAAUUCAGAGUAACAAAGGCUCCUCCUACAAGCUUCUGGUAGAACAGGCCAAACUCAAACAAGCCACAUCCAAGCACUUUAAAGAUCUGAUCCGUUUGAGGAGGACAGCCGAAUGGCCACGCUCCACCUUGGAUUCAGAGACAUCAGUGGCUAAAGAGACCCCUGAGGUGGAGCUCCUGCCCUUCACACUGUCUCAUGAGCGCUGCAUCUGCGUCGUCCAGAAGCUAGCUCUCUUCCUCCUCUCUAUGGACUUUACCUGUCAUGCAGACCUGCUGCUGUUCGUCUGCAAGGUAUUGGCCAGAAUAGCAAAUGCAACACGACCCACAAUCCACCUGUGUGAGGUGGUUUCAGAACAGCAGCUGGAGAGGUUACUGUUGUUACUUGUGGGAACGGACUUUAACCGUGGGGACAUCUCAUGGGGAGGAGCCUGGGCUCAGUACUCACUCACCUGCAUGCUGCAGGACAUCCUUGCAGGAGAGCUGUUGUCUCCAGGGUGUGUGGAUGGGAUGGAGGGGGCCGGGGCUGAUGAGGCCGGGGCCGCCUCUUCCUCUGUAGUGGUGGAUUCCGAUGACUCACUCCCCCAGCCAACCCCCAUCCCACUGGUGGAGACCAUCGAUGAGCCUCUGGGACCUGAUAUCAUCGCAGGUGCUCCUCCACUGUCAUCUUUGGAAAAAGAUAAAGACAUUGACUUUGACUUGCUACAAGACUUGAUGGAUGUUGAUAUUGAUCCUUUAGAUAUUGAUUUGGAAAAAGAUCCACUCGCCGCCAAGGUUUUUAAGCCAAUCAGCAGUACCUGGUACGAUUACUGGGGUGCUGACUACGGUUCUUACAGUUAUAACCCCUACACAGGGGGUGUGGGCAUACCAGUGUCCAAACCCCCUGCCGCUGCCACGACAGAGAAGCCUGGAUCUCAGAACCUCUCAGUGUCUGUGUCUCAGGCACUGGAUGCUCGACUGGAGGUGGGAUUAGAACAGCAGGCAGAACUCAUGCUGAAGAUGAUGGCAACACUAGAGGCAGAUGCAAUAUUGCAGGCGCUGACGUCCACAUCUCCAUCUGUGGCCCAGUCUGCAAAUGGGACAGACGACUCUCUUUUGCGUGGGGGUUUCCACAGCUCUCCCCCCAGCAGCAGUCUGAUGGUACAACCCUCUUCCAUCCCCAUGUUAAGCACCUGCUUCAACAAACUCUUCUCUUUAUUGCAAGUGCAUCAUGUUCAGUUGGAGUCUUUGCUGCAGCUGUGGUUGACUCUGAGUUUGAGUUCCUGCUCUGGAGGUUCAGAGGAGAGCGGCUCAGACAUCUUCCUGUUUAACGCUAGCAGAGUGCCCACAAUCCCCCUUAACCAAGCCUCCAUCAGCAGUUUCCUGUCAGUGCUGGCCUGGUACCCCAACACUUCUCUGAGGACAUGGUGUCUUGUCCUGCAUAGUCUCACCCUCAUGACCAAUAUGCCUGCUAGUGCCUCUAGCAGUGGGAUGGGAGUGCAGGAGAGCACAGCCCAGCAGAUGGUGUCUGACCCCACACUUGUGCACGUGCUUGUGCGCUUCCUGUCUGGGGGAAACCCUCACGGAACCAGCCAGCACAGCUCACAGGUCGGCCCCACUGCAACGCAAGCCUUGCAGGAAUUUUUAACCAGGUUGCAGGUGCACCUGUCCUCCACAUGUCCACAGAUGUUCAGCGAAUUUCUGCUUAAACUGUUGCAUAUCCUGUCUACAGAGAGGGGUCCAUUCCAGUCUGGUCAGGGUCCAUUAGAUGCACAGGUGAAGCUUUUGGAGUUUACCCUGGAGCAGAACUUUGAGGUGGUUUCUGUGACCACCAUCUUGGCUGUGAUCGAAUCAAUCACCUUUCUGGUUCAUCACUACAUCACUUGUUCAGACAAGGUGGUCUCACGCAGCGGUUCUGACAGCUCUGUGGGCGCUCGUGCCUGUUUCGGGGGCCUGUUCGCCAAUAUCAUCCGGCCAGGAGAUGCUAAGGCUGUGUGUGGAGAGACCACACGAGACCAGCUGAUGUUUGACCUUUUGAAGCUGGUUAAUGCUUUGGUAAUGCUGCCGCUGUCAGGAGAUCGGGAGUUCAGUGGAAGGCUGCCUCCAGCUGGUGGAGCCACUGACAGUGUGUCGGAUGAAGAAAAAGUGUGUGGAAGCAAAGAAUGUGGGGCGGCAGGCACAGCGCAGCACCAGGGACCAGCUGCGGGUGUGGCAGACCUAGUUUUGGCCAAUCAGCAGAUUAUGAGCCAGAUCUUGUCGGCACUGGGGCAAUGCAACAGCAGCGCCAUGGCCAUGAUAAUUGGUGCUAGUGGGCUCCACCUAACUAAACAUGAGAACUUUCAUGGUGGGUUGGAUGCAAUCUCGGUGGGCGAUGGCCUCUUCACCAUCCUAACCACUUUGAGUAAAAGAGCCACAUCUGUCCAAGUCAUGCUGCAGCCCAUUCUCACCUACAUGGCCUGUGGGUAUAUGGGCCGACAGGGAUCCCUAUCAACAUGUCAGCUCUCUGAGCCUUUGCUUUGGUUUAUUUUGAGAGUGCUUGACACCAGUGAGGCUUUAAAAGCCUUCCAUGACAUGGGUGGUGUGCAGCUUAUCUGUAACAACAUGGUCACCAGCACACGUGCUAUCGUGAACACUGCACGCAGCAUGGUGUCCACUAUCAUGAAGUUUCUGGACUCUGGACCUGGUAAAGCAGCAGAUGGCAGCUUGAAAGCACGAGUGCUUACCUCAGAACCAGACAAUGCAGAAGGAUUGCACAACUUUGCCCCUCUUGGCACCAUCACCUCCAGCAGUCCCACAGCACAGCCAGCAGAAGUGCUGCUGCAGGCCACACCUCCACAUCGACGGGCUCGUUCUGCCGCUUGGUCCUACAUAUUCCUUCCUGAAGAGGCCUGGUGCGAUCUCACAAUCCACCUGCCUGCUGCCGUUCUACUAAAGGAGAUUCACAUACAGCCUCACCUGGCAUCUCUUGCUACCUGCCCAUCCUCAGUGUCAGUGGAGAUCAGCGCAGAUGGUGUAAACAUGCUUCCCCUGUCGACCCCAGUCAUCACUAGUGGUCUCACGUACAUUAAAUUUCAGCUGGUCAAGGCAGAGGUGGCGUCUGCCGUGUGUUUGAGGCUGCACCGGCCCCGGGAUGCUAGCACACUGGGCCUCUCACAGAUUAAGCUAUUGGGCCUGACUGCUUUUGGGAACACUUCUUCUGCCACUGUAAACAAUCCUUUCCUGCCAUCUGAGGACCAGGUCUCUAAAACCAGCAUUGGCUGGUUACGGUUGCUCCAUCAUUGCUUGACUCACGUUUCUGAUCUGGAGGCCAUGAUGGCCAGCGCUGCUGCUCCCACAGCAAACCUCCUGCAGACCUGCGCCGCCCUCCUCAUGUCUCCAUACUGUGGGAUGCACUCGCCCAACAUUGAGGCAGUGCUGGUGAAAAUCGGCCUGCAGUCCACACGCAUAGGCCUCAAACUUAUUGACAUCUUGCUGCGUAACUGUGCUGCUUCCGGCACUGAUUUGGCCAAUCUAAAUAGUCCGCUGCUCUUUGGGAGGUUAAAUGGCCUUUCAUCAGACUCAACUAUAGAUAUUCUCUACCAGCUGGGCACCACUCAGGACCCCGGUACCAAAGACAGGAUCCAGGCUCUGUUACAGUGGGUUUAUGACUCAUCCCGUGUCGCUGCCCUGAAGCAGAGUUCCCCGUCGACCUAUGUGGGCCCAAGCGCUCCACCCUCAAGGGAAUAUGGGUUGCUCAUGCCGUCCCCAUCACAUCUGCACUGCGUGGCCUCCGUCUUAUGGCACAGUUAUGAACUGCCUGUGGAUUACGACUUGCCCGGUCUGCUCAACAGAGAGCUUUUCGAGUUGUUGUACAACUGGUCGAUGUCUUUGCCCUCUAACGUGGUUUUAAAGAAGGCUGUGGACAGUUUGCUUUGUUCCAUGUGCCACAUCCACCCUAGUUACUUUUCUCUGCUGAUGUCCUGGAUGGGCAUCGUGGCUCCCCCUGCUGCCCAGACAAAUGCACAGAGGCGUAUGGCCAUGACGGACGAUGGCAAGAAGCAGCAUGACUUAAACAGUGCCGCCUCCCUCACAGAUGACUCCAAGCAUGCUCGGACACCAGUAACAGUGCCCAUCUCGCUCUCAGAAAGCCAGUUGGUGACCCUCGCAGCUGCGUCUCAGUCUCCCGGUGCCAUCCAGCAGCUGUUGGACUCUGGUCUGCCUUCCUUGCUUGUUCGCAGCUUGGCCGACCUUUGCUGCAACCUGUUGGUCAGCGCAGACCUUCCCUUGCCUGUUGGAUUCUCGGCACAGGCAGAGAGACGCUCAUACUCACACAACCAACCCUCAUCAUCCUCAAACAGGCCGCCACUGUCUCCUGAGCUGGCAGCACCUGUAUUGCGUUUUCUAACGGAAGUAGGAAACAGUCACACUAUGAAGGACUGGUUGGGUGGACCAGAAGUGAACCCUCUCUGGACGGCGCUGUUGUUUCUCUUGUGCCACUCUAGUGCCAGUGGGGCUGCUAAUGCCAGUGCAAACAGUGGCAGCAGCAGCAGUAUUUCUGGGCACGGUACAUCACCCAGCACCUCACACGCCAGCGCCGCACCUCACACCUCAGGGGCGUCUUACUCACUGGCGUCAACGAGCCGCAGCAGUGGACUCACUACCCAGCAGAGGACAGCCAUUGAGAAUGCCACCGUGGCUUUUUUCCUCCAAUGCAUUUCCUGCCAUCCAAACAACCAGAGGCUCAUGGCACAGGUUUUGUGUGAGCUGUUCCAGUCAGCUCCUCAGCGAGGUAACGUUCCAGUCUCAGGGAACAUUUCUGGAUUUAUACGUCGGCUCUUCCUACAACUUAUGCUUGAAGACGAGAAAGUUACUGUCUUCCUUCAGUCUCCCUGUCCGCUGUAUAAAGGGCGAAUUAAUGCUACUAGUCACGUGAUCCAGCACCCCAUGUACGGAGCAGGGCACAAGUUUCGCAAACUGCAUCUUCCCAUAUCAACCACACUGUCUGAAGUAUUGGACCGCGUCUCAGACACUCCUAGCAUCACGGCCAAACUGAUCAAUGAACAAAAGGAGGAUAAAGAGAAGAAAAACCAUGAGGAAAAAGAAAAGAUGAAAGCUGAUAAUGGUUUUCAAGACAACUACAGUGUUGUUGUUGCCUCAGGUCUGAAGUCUCAGUCAAAGAGGGCCUUGUCCACUCCUCCUCGUCCUCCAUCCCGACGAGGGCGAGUCCUCAGUGACAAGCUGGCAGCUUCCUCAGGAGUUGAUCCGUCUGCCAAAACCAUCAGUGUGCCUGUCUUCCACCUCUGUCACAAACUACUGCCGGGUCAGCCGUUGCCGCCGGAGAUGACCUUAGCUCAGCUGCUGACACUGCUGUAUGAGCGUAAACUUCCUCAGGGAUACCGUUCCAUUGACCUGACGGUCAAACUGGGGUCAAAGGUCAUCUCAGACCCCGGGCUCUCCAAGACAGAUUCCUUCAAAAGGCUUCGCACCGAGAAAGAUCACUGUGAGAUGCUAAGCGGCUGUCCGGAUGAUGAACCAAUGACCCCAGGUGAUGAAGGUUUGGAUGCUGCAGUAGAUGACACCCUCCUAGAAACCAGCCCUAUCCAGUCCCCCCUGCAGGUUUUUGCAGGUAUGGGCGGCUUGGCGCUCAUCGCAGAGAGACUUCCCAUGCUGUACCCCGACGUCAUCCAGCAGGUCAGUGCCCCAGUGGUGCCAUCCACUACACAGGAGAAGCCAAAAGACAGCGAUCAGUUUGAGUGGGUCACCAUCGAGCAGUCCGGAGAGCUUGUUUACGAGGCGCCCGAGACGAUUGCGGCUGAGCCUCCGCCCAUCAAAUCCUCCGUUCAGACAAUGUCGCCCAUCCCUGCCCAUUCACUGGCGGCGUUUGGCUUGUUUCUGCGGCUGCCGGGGUAUGCUGAGGUCCUGCUGAAGGAGAGGAAACAUGCUCAAUGUUUGCUCAGACUUGUGCUGGGCGUCACAGAUGAUGGAGAAGGAAGUCACAUCUUGCAGUCUCCCUCUGCUAACGUUCUGCCCACGUUGCCCUUCCACGUGCUCCGGUCAUUGUUCAGCUCAACUCCCCUUACUACGGAUGACGGGCUGCUGUUGAGGCGUAUGGCUCUUGAGAUCGGUGCAAUUCACCUCAUCCUGGCCUGCCUAUCUGCCCUCAGCCAUCACGCUCCCAGAGUGCCCAGCGGCAGUGCCAACUCCAGUGAGCCUCAGGUCUCCAGUGGGCAUGUCGGUGGAACAACAGAGGAGCAGCAGCUGUACUGGGCAAAGGGAACAGGUUUUGGGACAGGCUCCACUGCAUCAGGCUGGGAUGUUGAGCAGGCUUUGACCAAACAGCGUUUGGAGGAGGAACAUGUUACCUGCCUCUUACAGGUUUUGGCGAGCUAUAUCAACCCAUCAGGCUGCGUGGGUUCUGGUGAGACCCUCUCAGGAGAGGUCAGAGGUCACAGCAGCUCACUGCUGCCAUCUGUCCUUCAGGAACUGCUCAGCCAGUCCUGUCUUAUCCCCGCCAUGUCUUCAUACUUGCGCAAUGACUCAGUUUUGGACAGAAGAGCGCACAGCUCCUGUCAGACUUCCGUUGGCAUGUUACUGGCCAAAAUGAAGACCUGUGUGGACACCUACACCAACCGCCUGAGAUCCAAGAAAGACAAAAGUAAAGGGGUGAUGAAGACUGAAACAUCUGAUCCUGAGCCAGAAGGCCUCACCCUGCUAGUUCCUGACAUCCAGAAGACUGCAGAGAUUGUUUACGCUGCCACUACCAACCUACGGCAGGCCAACCAUGAGAGGAAAAUGGCUGAAAGUUCCAAGAAGGCAGCAGCCAGGCCCAAACCGCUGUCCAUCUUGCGCUCAAUGGAGGAGAAAUAUACAGCAGCCAUGAAGAAACUACAGUUUGACACGUUUGAAAUGGUGUGUGAGGAUGAGGACUCUAAGCUGGUGUUUAAGGUGAACUACCAUUACCUGUCUCAGGUGAAGAACGCCAGCGACGCCAACAGCGCCGCCCGUGCUAGACGAUUAGCACAGGAGGCCGUCACACUCUCCACCUCCCUCCCUCUCUCCUCAUCCUCCAGCGUGUUCGUCCGCUGUGAUGAAGAACGUCUUGACAUCAUGAAGGUGUUGAUAACAGGGCCCGCAGACACACCAUAUGCCAAUGGCUGUUUUGAAUUUGACGUCUACUUUCCUCAAGAUUACCCAAACUCCCCUCCUCUUGUUAAUCUGGAGACUACUGGUGACCACAGCGUCCGCUUUAAUCCAAACCUCUACAAUGAUGGCAAGGUGUGUUUAAGUAUCCUGAACACCUGGCACGGGCGUCCCGAGGAGAAAUGGAACCCUCAGACUUCUAGUUUUCUACAGGUGCUGGUGUCCAUCCAGUCUCUGAUCCUAGUGGCUGAGCCAUACUUCAACGAACCGGGUUAUGAGCGUUCUCGGGGUACGCCGAGCGGAACGCAGAGCUCCAGAGAGUACGACGGAAACAUUCGGCAGGCCACUGUGAAGUGGGCCAUGCUAGAACAGAUCCGCAACCCUUCACCCUGCUUUAAAGAGGUGAUCCAUCGGCACUUCUAUCUGAAGCGAGCUGAGAUCAUGGCCCAGUGCGAGGGCUGGAUCUGUGAUAUUCAGCAGUACAGCAGCGAUAAGAGAGUCGGCCGAACCAUGUCUCAUCACGCAGCUGCACUAAAGAGGCACACGGCUCAGCUCAGAGAAGAGUUGUUGAAGCUUCCCUGUCCUGAAGGCCUGGAGCCGGACGGGGAGGAGUUUUCUGAGAAAAGCACCUCGCUCAUGGUGAAAGAGCUGCCCGGUCAGGAUGCGGAGAAGCAGGCGGACAGCCCAGACGCCCACUGUAGCGACGGCCAGCUAUGAUCCCCUCUCCCCCAAAGCCCCGCCCACCGCCUUUGACUAUCCAUUGAUAUUGAAAAAAGACUGGAUGGCUUUGGUGAUUAAGCCAUCUUUUUGUCAAUAUUUGUAUGUAAGAAUCUAAUUAUGUAAUAGCAUAAAAAGAGAGGACAGUCAAAACAAAGAAAAUACAAGGAAAGAGAUCCGCUUACACUCACCGACACAAGACGAACCGCUGUACUCCAUUCUGCGCCCUGAAAACAAGAAAACAUCUUUUUAUUUACUUGUAAAAGAGUAUAAAGUUUUUUUGUGCUUUUUUUUUUUCUUUAUUUUCCCAAAUUGUUAAAUAACCACUGAUUGAUAUGUUAUUAAACUUGUUUAUGUAAAACAAAAUGAAAGAUGAAAUCACAGUAUAUAUAAGGGAACUGCCUUUAGUGGAGAAUGUUUACCAAAUGUUUAUUUCUUUUCCUUUUUUUUUUUUUUUGUUCAGUUUUUCUUUUAUUUUGGACUCUUAGUGCAAGGACAGUUUGUAAGUGAGAAUAUACUGGUCAUUCUUUAAGCAAACUAUUUAAAAGAAGAACGUAACGAACACGCGCCCGUACCCACUCUUGAGUUCCCCCGCUCCUCUGGUGACCCUCUGACAGUGCUUUUGGUUUCUACAGAUUUGUGUACACUUCAAUAAUAAAGCCUGGAACGGACGUUCAGAAGUACUCUGAUGACUGGAUGCUCUUGUUCGGGCCGAUCAAUAGCACGUUUUAUUUUUGUCCUCUCUGCUUUUAAGUGCAAGUUUAAUAAAUGCAACCUGUUUUACUUUG